AUCUCGAGAAUGUCCCCAACUAUAACAUCCUUCCACUUGGUGCACUGAAAAUGGUCCUGGGAGAAAACGAAUGUUCUCCUGUUAUUGAUUUUGACAUCGGUCGCUCUUCGUCGGAGAUCUUCGAUGACAUCUCGGAUGAAGAUUUUGGGGGAGACGCUCAAACUUCAUCUUGACGACUUACGCGAAAAAAUUGAGGACAGAAAAAUCCGGGACCAAGAGGAGGCUAACUCUGCAAGUUUUGGAAGUGGAAAAGCCAAAAAGAAGGAAGCAGAAGAGAAUCGAGAACAGUAUGACCUUGCAGAGGGGAAGCUUUUGAAGACUGUGUAUUGUAUGUUGUCCGAAUCCUUGAAAUGGACUAAUCCAAAGAAAAGAAUUUCCAUUAAACAGGAGCAUCUUACUUUCGACGUGUUGCCUAAGUACGUGCCUAUUGGAGAGGAGAAUGCAGUUGAUGUGUUGGUACAAAAGGAGCCUUACAUUUUGGUCAAGGUCCAUAAGAAAGUCCUUUACAACAUUGAAAAGCAGAACAAAAAGGACAAAGUGGACAAAAAGGACAAAGUGGACAAAGUGGACAAAAAGGACAAAGUGGACAAAAAGGACAGAAAGGACAAAGUGGACACGAAGGAUAAAAAGGACAAAUCCAUAACCAUAACUCCAACCGUAUCCUUGGUUUGGUCUAUUAAUGACGACAAGCAUGAAGCUAUCCUACCCAAUCUCAUGCUGGAGCUUGAGCCUUUCCCCAUCACUAUUUCCAAGAGCAAGUUGGAGGGUUUCCGAAGAGGUGGUAUGAAAGUGGACUUAAAUAGAACAUUGUCCUUGAAUCCAGGAGUCUUGAAAGAACCCAAGAAAGGUCCUUCGUCACACUUUCCCUCUCUCGCCCAUCAACCCAUUUCAGAACCGGGGAGCUCAUUGGAGACGGAGCGCACCCCAAAAGCAUCAAAACACGAUAAACGACCUCGAUGUUCUAUUUGUAGUAGAAAAAUUAAAGACCAAGAGUUGAAAGCAUUGGAUGUCUCCUUCCAUCCCACUUGCUUCAAUUGUUCCCAAUGUGGAGACAACCUGUCAGGAGAUGAUAUUCGCUUUAUGGCGGAUGAUGCAAAGGAGAUAUUUUGUUUGGAUUGCUAUAACAAAAAAUUUGGAAAACUUUGCUAUGGAUGUCAAACCGUGAUAAAAGUUGCGGGUGUCACUGGUCGUUCAGUCAUUGCUGGAGAGCGAAACUAUCAUCCAGAGUGUUACCGUUGUGAGGAAUGUAGAGCAAAACUUGGUGCUGGCGGAGAGAAGUGUUACCCAAAAAAUGGCAAAUUCCUCUGUUCACGCUGCGCUUACGGUGAUUCUGAUUGAACACUUGAUGGAAUGGAAUACUUGAUUUGUUGACUUGACGUAAACUACACUGGGACCUAAAAAUUCUCGCUCCAUUGAAGUCUGGCAACAUUUUAUAUUUUUCGCUUCUUAAGCACUGCUUCUGAAAAUAGAGUAGAUAUUUGAGUAGCUAAA
Messenger RNA from Tigriopus californicus, 1491 nucleotides. RefSeq lists its product as uncharacterized. The transcript is spliced from 4 exons. Gene Ontology annotation, cellular component: stress fiber; focal adhesion. The coding region runs from base 124 to 1338 and encodes 404 amino acids. Gene Ontology annotation, biological process: cell-cell adhesion. Lineage: Eukaryota; Metazoa; Arthropoda; Copepoda; Harpacticoida; Harpacticidae. The record is from RefSeq and is a predicted model, not a curated record.